CAUCUUGGAAACCUGGGAGACCCACAGCAGCGGCCACACCGAUCCAAGAGGGGGCGUGGAGAGGCGAAGCGUUGAGUCGCUUCCAGGAGCCAAGCCAAGCCGCUGCAGCUGGCCGCCCAGAGCCCUUGCCUGCCUGCCUUCAUCCUUCUUUUAUUUCCUUCGCUUCUCGCAUCUCUUUUUAAAUCUGGGAGGGGGAGAGAGAGAGAGAGAGAUGCGCGCGAUGGCUUCGCCAAAGGUCUGACCGGCCAAGCAGCCUGUAUAUAUUAUAUCCACAUUUGCUUAUGUGGAUGCUGCAUUUACUUGCUGGCCUUGGAUCAGAGCCGUUCGUGUAUUGAUCGGGCAACCGUAAAAGCCCUCCGAUUUAUUUAUUAUUAUUUUAAUUUUUUUUUCCUUCUUCACCCACGCCCACACCCUCCAGCUUGGAGCUCCCCUAGAGGGAGAGAGGGAAGGAGGGAGGGAGGACCUAGAGAGGUUUGCAGGCAAAGUUGCGAGUCACCAGGGAGGGGGGUCGCGGGGGCGAUGCCGUGUGAGCCCGAGCUGCUGCAGCGGCAGGAGAGAGAGGGCUCUUCAGGAACGAGAAGGGGCCGAGCCCCGUGGGCAGCUGCUGCAGCAGAAGCUACGUCCGACUGAAGGAGGAGGAGGAGGAGGAAGGAAGGAAGGAAAGGAAGCAUCAUGAAUCCUGUGAGGCGUCGGGCGCUGCGGCUGCUUCUGGCCUGGGGUUGCCUAUGCAUUUGCCUAGCUAUGUCAGAAGAUUCUGGUACUGAAGGUCUGAGCUCAACUUCUUUGGCAGACUUCAUAAAAUUGUCCCACUUUAAGUCUCUGGAUUCCAGUGAACAGACCAACCUAGAAUUAUCGGAGUCCGAUUUUGGUCCUGGUGCCUUGCAAGUCUCACCUGGUUCAGGCUUUUUCAGUGAGGAAAAGGAAGACUCCAAGGUCCUCCAGUCUCAGUAUUUAUGGGAAGAAGGUGGAGACAGCAAUGAUUCCAGUGUGUACAUGGGGCCAGCAGCAGAUUACAGUUUUCCACUUGCUUCUCAAAAAGCUUUGCCCAAAGAAAAUGGAACACAAGUGAAAGACCCCCAAGGAGAACCCACUUUUCAUCCCAUCUCUGAUUCCUUUGAUCCAGACUCCGAAGCCCCUCCCACCAGAGUCCUGGAGGAGGAGGAAGAAGGAUUGCUCCCUAUCAACCAGUCAAAGGGAAUGACUCAAAGCAGCCAGAUGUCAAAAACCACUUUUUCUGAAGCACCUAAAGAUGAUUCCUUAUAUUCUAUCCUGUUUUCCACCAUGGCCAGUAGAAUGGGCCCAACGACUGAAGCAGCUACGAUCAAGCAUGGGAAAGAAUCUGCGCUCGAGUAUUCUUCUUCAGGCUUUGACUUAGGAAGCAGCAUGGGACCCAGUCUCCUGCCCUUGUCUCCCAUCUUUUCAACUGAGACCACUACAGACCCCCAGUUGGUCUCAGAACUUCCUCCCAAGAUUACCCAAGAGAGCUCAGUGGCUGCGAUAGAAAUAGCAGGGGAACAGUUUGCAACCAUAGCUGCAGUAGAAGGCGAUCUACCAGAAGGAAAAGCCACAACACAGGAGGAGAUUCCAAAACCUGCAUCGGGAACAGUUGCAGCUGAGAUGGAACUGACAGGAGAAGAUCUAGUAGGCUCUCAUGAGGACAAUUUCCAAGUAACUGAGACUGUUUCCAGGACUCCUAACAGCCUAUCAGAUCGCAGCUCUUUGGGCCAUUUUUGGGACUGGACCAGUGGACGAGCCCCAACUCCAACUGCUAACCAAAAUAGCCAGGAUACAAAACUGCCAAUCAUCACAACUGCUGCAGCACAAAACAGAGAUCUCCUGCUUGCCUCAGGAGUUCCCUGGAGUUUGACACAGAUUAUCUGUAAGGACUGGAGCAACCUGGCAAGCAAAAACUACAUCAUCCUGAACAUGUCAGAUAACAUAGAUUGUGAAGAGUUCCGAAUGGAAAGAGGUCUCCAGUUGCUGGCCCUGAUGGAGGAUGCCUUCUCCAGAUAUGACAAUGGGUUGCAGGGGCAAUGGUUGAUCUCCUUAAGCAAACCUAAUGAGAAUGAAAAACAUCUGUUGAUGACCCUGGCAGGAGAACAUGGGGUUGUUCCAACAAAUGAUGUCCUCUUGGCAUUAGGUGAUGUGCAGAAAAGCUUAGCUGAGAUUGGAAUCCAGAACUAUACAACUACAUCAAGUUGCCAGUCACGUCCCAGCCAGACACACAGUGAUUACGGGAAGCUCUUUGUGGUGCUGGUUAUUAUCGGCUCAAUUUGUGUCAUCAUCAUUAUCAUGGGACUGAUUUACAACUGUUGGCAGAGACGCAUGCCCAAAAUGAAGAACAUGUCACACGGUGAAGAACUACGAUUUGUUGAAAACGGUUGCCAUGACAAUCCCACCUUGGAUGUAGCCAGCGAUAGCCACUCUGAGAUGCAAGAAAAGAAGCCGAGUGUAAAUGGUGGGGGAGCUGUUAAUGGACCGGAGAGCUGGGAUGUUCUGAUUAACAAGCAAACAAAUGAAGAGGGAGAGGCAUUUGAGGAAGAUACCCACCUCUAAACGAGGACCCCACCUGUGGGAUUGCACUUGUCUUGAUUUAAAGGCCUAAAGCUGAGGGUGGCUCCUCAGGAACUCGGUUUUUGUCCAUUUGGAAUAGAUCUGCUCUGAAGUAUUAGCACAGUCCUGGAGCCAGAAGGGCCACCCUGAGCCAAGGGGGUGGGGUGGGGGUGGGCAUGUUUGUCUCUUGCUGUCAGUAGCGCCAAUGCUUUAAUCACAUUAAGAUGCACUUGCUCUAGUCUUUUGGUAGAAGAAGAAAAUGGCCAAGUUUGAAAAAUAAAUGGUGUGAUGCCCCGACACAAUGCUACCUGAUUUGCUGAUGGAGGUAAUAGAGCAGCCGGAAUAAUUGGGUUCAUAACCUGUCUCAAAAAGUGCAAUAGGAGAAGUCAUGAUGAAAAAUGCAUAUUCCUUUGGCAUAUAAUCUUAAUAUCUUCAGUCAGUUCACCACUGAUCCUUUUGCUCAGUUGUCCUAGUGGAAGUUUGUGAGGUUUUCUCCUAAAGCCACCAUGUACCACAGAAGGGCAAGUGGUUGGGCUAAGGCAUCUUUUUGUGGGCAGCAAUUUUUUGAACGUCUAUGAAUGGUUGUGUUUAGGCAAGAAAUUAUAUUCUGCACAAGUCCUGGUGUUCUGUAUUGCCCUGACUUUAGGUUCUCAUUUGAUAGAUUGCAUGACUUCCUUACCUUGGUAAUUAUCUUUGCAGUAGAAGCUCCUUAAUGUGGAUUCAAAAUUCUUAGUGGAAACUGCAGGAUUAGACAUGGCCCUAAAUUACUCUAGCUUUGUUGGUGAGAAUACAGAAAACUAUUUUCCUAAUAUAGAAUAAAUUCCUACUAACAUUUCAACAAGACUCAAUAUGUUCAGACAACAUGAUAAGCAAAACAGAUGGUUAGUCAGGAAUACAUCAGAUGCAUACCAGUUAGCUCUUCCCUCAAACAUCUUCCAUGACCAUGGCUGGCUUUUAGUGCAUAUCAUAUUAUCUGCUCAUUUAAAUGUGUUCUUCUAGCCAGCAGUGGGCAGAAAUUAUGGAUAUACAACAUUAUCUAUCUAUCUAUCUAUCUAUCUAUCUAUCUAUCUAUCUAUCUAUCCAUCCAUCCAUCCAUCCAUCCAUCCAUCCAUCUAUUGUCUAUCCAUCUAUCUAUCUCUUCAUCUAUCUAUCAUUUUCUAUCAUCUAUCUAUUAUCUAUUUAUCUAUCUAUUUAUCUCUUCAUCUAUCUAUCAUUUUCUAUCAUCUAUCUAUCUAUCCUCUAUCUAUCUAUUUAUUUAUGUAUAUCUCUUCAUCUAUCAUUUUUUAUCAUCUAUCUAUCUAUUUAUCUAUCUAUCUCUUCUCAUCUAUCUAUCAUUUUCUAUUAUUAUCUAUCUAUCUAUCUAUCUAUCUAUCUAUCUAUCUAUCUAUCUAUCCCUAUCUACCUACCUACCUAUCAUCUAUCAUCUAUCAUCUAUUUUUGGUAUCAACAAUUGUUGGGCAGCUAAGAACUGCCAAGAAAAGUCACAGUGUUAUGAUUACUAUCUACAGCAUUAGGGUAAACUAACCUAUAACUUUGGUUAUGUAGUGUUCUUUCUCCCUUUUUUGUUACCAUGAAGGGACAGUAGUAUGGUCCAGUUCGAACUGAGACUCCACAUGAGGAGAAAUCUUUUCCCCAGGCUCUUUGGUUCUGAAAAUCAGCACACAUCCUAUGAUAGGAUGAUGAUUCUAUAAUUUUAGAAGUUGAAAAAUUGAGGUUUUAUUUUAAAAAGCAGCAGUAAAUUACGAUGAGAGGAUGAAUGACAAAUUUCAAUGAAAUGAUAGGGAGAGGGAGUUUGAUUCCUUUCCUGCAGAGAAAGAGAGAAUAAGAACAAAAAUGGAAUGAGAAAAGAAAUAGAGAAUAAGAAAAUAUGGAGUUGUGUGCUCUCUCUUAAAUAAAUCAAUUGGGUAAGUUCUUAAGACUGGCAGUUAGACCAGAAUAGCAAUAAAUAAAUAGUUUCAGCCUCAAAGGUGUUUCACUGCAGCUAAUUUAGUUCCUAUGAGAAGGAAGGUAAUUACUGUCUCUAGUCUUGUUUGAUCUUGGAGGAAACACAUAGGGAAUGCCGUUCUAUAGCUAUGCAAUACAUUAUGGUUUAGUCUCACUUGAUCUGUGUGAGCAAAAGAUUUAUUUAAAUAAAUAUGGUUAGUUUACAAGAGCCCUUGAGAUCAAAACUAGAGCCAAGAUUUCUCAUAAGAAUGGAAAGACUUGAUUAAACCACAAUGCCCCAAGGCUUUUUCCAGAAACUCUUUUAAGAAUCAUAUAAGCAGUAUUGGAUUCAGUCACAUAUAUUCAACGUUGAUAAAUAAUCUUGUUUUUUUUUUUUUUUGGCUCUGUUCUCUUCAGAAUAUUACCACAUUGCACACAUCCCAUAGUUUCUUAUUUUGAAAAAUGCUAGAUUUCUGACUGCAUAUCCAGCUGAACUGCAAGUUACACUUUAAGAGAAGAAUCGCUCAUAAAAAUUCAUACGUACUGAAAGAAAAUUGACAAUAAUUUGUAAAUGAAAUCUGUGUGUAUCUCAUCUGUAGCUCACUUUGAGUACUGAAAUCUGUCCCCAGAAGACAUAAAAUGAUUUUUAGCACAGUUUAAUUUCAUUGAUAAAUAUAUAUAUAUAAAUAUUAUAUAAAUGCUUUCUCUUAGAUAGUGUUGUUGAAAUAGAGGUAAAAUUAUUAAUAAAUCCCUAGCUAGAUUUCAGUUGGGGUAGUAAACUUGUGUAAAUUGUAUAUUUCAAAAUUACAUAUUCCUUCUUGUGGGGGAGAUACAUGCAUCUUAAUUUCUAACUGAUGCUGUUUUUGAGAUCUUUUGUAUCUUUCUUUAUUCAUUUGAUUUAUUGUUUGUCUCUUUUUUGUCCUAUCUAUAUCAGAAAUUAUGAGAAAUAAUUAGUUAUAACUCUCUUUGUAGCUGAUUUUUUUUGUUAUCUUGAUUAAAAGAAGCGCCAUCACAUUUAUUUUCUUUCACUCAUAUUUCCCUAAAUUUGUUUUGCUUUUUAAUUUGGUUAUUCUUUGCAGUCAAAUUACUGUAGGAUAUGCUAACCAGCCAUCUUUGGGACAGACUAUGAGUGACAGAAAAUGGGACCAUUUAAGCAUGACAAUAAAAGAAUGUUUAUUUAAAUGUAAGGUUAGAAAUAUUGCCUAUGAUCUUUCCUUCUACACACUGCAAUCCAUUAUAAAAGAACUGUGCCUCAAGGGAUUUAGAACAGAAGAAAAGAACAGAAUAACAGAGUUGGAAGGGACCUUGUAGGUCAUCUAGUUCAACCUCCUGCCCAAGCAGGAGACCCUAUACCAUUCUGUUUAUGUCAAUUUGGAACCAACAGCUACUUUCAUGUUUUCAUGAAGUUCUGCUUUUACUAUACAAGUUAAACUGUUUUUCAUGGCCAGCAGCUCUGACAUAUAGCAAGGCUAGCAUCAUCGUACCUUUUUGCAGUUUCGUAUGUUGUCUGCAUGAUUUCAUAAGAUGUCUGUCACAUGCAAUUUGCUUCGAAUUAUUCCCUGGGGAGGAUUUUUAUGUUGCCUAGGGAAUUUUCCCCAACCAACAUAUUCAGUGGCUGGAUUCAUAUACAAUGGACUAAUUUAAAGUUAGAUCAGGGAGCUUGUGGUUCACAAUGUUAUAGAAAUCUAUCUACAGUCUUAUCCGAAUCUUAACAUGAACAAGGGCUUCACAUUAAACCAUACCAUUGUUGGCCAUAGCAUGGUAUAUGACCUAAUUAAUAGGGUUUAGGCUAUCAUGUUAUAUAAUCCUAACCAUCGUUUGAUUCUGAACACCCAUAAAUUUUCCUAAUCUCUACUCUCUCUUUUCUCAAUCUUAGUCUUUUUUCCUAUAAGGCUGUUCUAUACCAAGAUCUUGGUGAGUUAAGGAAUUUUGUUAUAACAGCUAAUAAUUUGUUGUAACAAUGUAAUGAACUGACCUGUUCUUUCACCUGUUCAAAACUUUCAACUAACAAUACAAAACCGGGUCCGGUGAGAUUUAUUGAUGGGAAAGGGAGGGAGGGAAGGAGGGAGAGAGGGAGGGAGAGAAGGAAGUGAACUGAAGACAUAUUUGCAAAAAAACCUCUCUGCUUCAUAACCAAUACCUUGCUUGAUUUCUCAAUAAUUAUAUUAACUGAUAAUCAUUUCUUUCUGUAAGAAGGCAGGGCAAUUAAUUUGCAAAUAUUUACAACCAACUUUUUUUAAAACAAAAACUAUAUGACAGUUUAUCAAUACAAUAUGAUGCCUUGAAACAACAUAGAUAUGAUCAAAUGCUACACUGUUUCUUGUGUUACUAUUUUGGCUUUUAAUAGCUUCAAUUAAUUUUUUUAAAAUGCAUAUUUAUUAUAUUUGCAUAAUUUUUAAAAAGUGACAGUUAACCAUAGGUUGUAAGGCAGAGAAUGCUUUCAAUCUAGACAAGGCUUUUAUUAAGCCAUCGCCUUCCCUCAUUUAAAGAAUUUCAUAAAGUAUUCAGACACUGUCACAUUUAAUCUAUUAUAUUUCCUGCUUUUUCAUUGCUUUUCCAAUCUUUUUGUGUACUAUGGAAAAAAAAACUCAUUAAGGAAUAAACUGCAGAAUAAUUGCGCAAUACAAUCCUAUCUGAGAGCACUCAAGGUCCGUAAAUUAUGAGCUACUGUACAAGCAUAGGAGGUAGUCAUAGAAAAGCAAACAUAACUAUCUACUUCAGCUGGAUAAUGCCUUUAUUGAAAUCAAGCAACAUGGUAAAAAUAAUGGGCAAGACUAACACAGGAGAUGGUCUUCUUCCACAAGUUAAAUUUGUGGCCAUCUUGGCAACUUAUGUUGAACCACAUUGACCUCUGGUGGCUAAGAAGAACAGACCCAGAAAAAUUCAAGCUACUUUGUUCCCUAUCUACCCCCAUUCUAUACUCACCCACAAAUUAUUUCAGUACUGUUUCAGUACUUGGUAUUAAUUGACGAGUCUUUAAAAUAUGCUGUGUUUAGCGAGUUAACAAUCACUUACAGAGAAAAAUAAUGGAACAAAAGCCAAAAGAAGGUUUGUAUAUUAAUGCUGCAAGAAGACUUCUCUAGAAAAAAGGUGCAAUCUUUUAGAGUUCACUUGAAGGACAAUUAGGAUAAAAACUAAAUAAAGGAAACAUAGAAGAAAUGCCAUGCCUUGUCUACAAGCAUCCUAAAAUAUCUCACCAAAAGGCUCCUGGAAAUUAAUGUCCAACAGCCAAGUAAAUGCACACAGUUCUGCCGUAUAGAGAAUUUUAACUGAUGAAAAUAACAUAGAAAAGAAGGAAGAUUUGUGCUGUUAGAAUUACAAGGCAAGUUUAUCCCACCCCCCAAAGAAGAACAGAAGAAACAUUUUGCAAAAUGGAUUUUAAAAAUUGCCUUUACACCUGUAUAGAUUUGAAACUUUUGGGCUGUGUCACAAGUUUUAGUUUUAAAAAGAAGAAAGAAUAAUUCUGAAUAAUUGCAGAAAUACUUUUUCACUAGACUUUUUUUAUUGGUAUGAAAUUAUGCAAGCAUGAAUGAUGAAAAUUCUUAAUCAAAUGUCUAGAAGAUCUAUUGCUAUGAUUUCCGGAUUGUAUGGAAUAUUAUACAUUACCAUAAUUUAUGGAGAUCUACUGUGUUGGUAAUUUGUUGAUAGCCAAUAAAUCAUUUGCAGAAGAUGUUCCAGUACUGCACAUGACUUUUUGUCACAGAUAUAGAAGAGCAAAAUUUCAGAGAUUAUGGGAAAUGACUAUUUCCUUGGAUCGGUAUGGCAACCCAGAUCCUUGACUUCUUGGAAAUUGUGCCUCUAUACAUGCAUGCAUGGGUUCAUAUAUCACACUAAGCCACACUGUGGUUUGAUUUAGUGCUGGGAUCACAAAUGCAGUGCAUGUAAAUAUUUCCCAUGCUGCCUGUGAGCUCUCAACCAAGUCGUUAUAUUUAUUAUUUUAAUUACAGUAAUGGGAAGCUGGCUAACUGUAAAGGAAAGUAUCACCCUCUGGCAUCAUUCUUAUUUCCACAAAUGCUUUUAGUUUCCACCAGAGCCUCAAAAGCUUUCUUAGUAAAUGAAAAUUCUUUCUCUGAAAAUACCCCUACCUCAAGGUCAGGGGGAAGGUAAGAAUGUAUACUAGGGAGUUUUCUAUAAUAGAGAUAGUCCUCAUUUAGCAACCACAUUUAAGCCUGGCAACUCAGUCGUUUACGUGAUGCAGUCUCUAAGUGAAACUGAAACUGUGCUCACUUCAGCUUUCCUAUACUUUACAAACCUGCAAAAGUUAUAAAUGUGAGAGCUGGUUGUAAAAUGACUUUUAUCAUCACCAUUGUAACUGCAAGCAAUCACUAUCUGAGGAAAUUGCUAAAUGAGAACCUGUAAUGCCUUCUAGUUCUAUGACUCUGUUCUCAGAAUUUCAUGUCUCUACCAUCUCUCCAAAUUUGGGAGCUAUUGGCUAACCAUAUGAUUUAAGCUUUCUGGUUUAUAGAUCUUGAUUUAUAACUGAAGGUGCAGUAUAAACUCAAUCAGUUCUCUCCACUCUAAAAUCAGCUUUUAAAGUAUCAAUCUUAUGCUCAGUAACAGUGCUUUUGUCUUAAAAGUUGCAAAUUUAAAUGAUUUGUUAAUGAAGACCAAAAUAAGGGGGGGAAAUAGAGUUAGCACAAACUAGUUUGCAAAUAUCAUUUAAUAAGAUAUAGUAAAUUCAUUGUAAAUCCCUCACAAAUGAUGAGACACUUUGUAAAUUGUCAUGGAUUUAGGCAUAACUCCAACUGUUGCUAGAAAUUACAUUAGUCUUAGAUUUUAAACUGGAAACUUGCAGCCAAAAACUGUCCCUGCCUCCUUUUUCACCGCAAACCGCUUUAGCAGCUAUGGUUGCAAGUUAAACCAUAAAUUAAACUUAGCACUUAGGAAAACUGCAAUAAAUCCAUAAAGCCAAAUUUAAUCUUAUAAGGAGCAAAAAUAUGGUCUAUAUUUAUUUACAUGUAUUAAAUAACUUGUCUGGUCACUUUCUUAGGACUGUGAUUCCCUGCUUGAUCAAAACUGAUUGGUUACAUGCCACUAGAUCAGUGCUGAUUCUUGGUCACCAAAUGUAUAGACCAGGGGUGGGUUCUACUUACCUUUACUACUGGUUCGCAACAGGAUAGCGUGCGCUUCUGCACAUGCACAGAUCGCCGAUGACGACAUCCGGGGUGGUGGGCGGGGCCUCCCGCCGGUUUUACUACCGGUUCUUAUGAAGCGGUCCGAACCAGGGGCAACCCACCACUGGUAUAGACCUUCUCUGAUAUAUGAUCAACCCCAGGUCUGGCCCUUUAUGUCUUUCAGUGAAUCUUUUCUGCUUUUCUGCUUUUCUCCUUUUCUCCUUUUGUUUUGUAUAGAUUUCCCAAAGAAGCUGGGUCUUCAUAUAAUAAAUUGAGCCUUGUUAUUUGUGCCUUGACUGACACUUUCAUGUUGCUUUGUUCUCUGAUCCAUUUGUUUGUUUUUGGCAAUUCAUAGUAUUUUCAGGAUAGUAUUCUCAGUAUUUUGGUCUUCUCCAAAAGCAAGGUCUCUUUUAAGCCUGCUUUUUCAAAGUUCAACUUUUACUUCCAUAGAGCAUCACAGAGAAAACCAUUGUCAGCACAAUUCUGAUCUUUGUCAAUACAGAUAUAUCAUGGCAUCUGAAUAUCUUUUCUAUUGCUACUCUACCAAGUGCUAGACUGCAGUGUAUUUCUUGAUUGCUUGUUCUUUUACUGUUGAUAGUUGAUUCUAAAAGGCAGAUGCUAUCAAUCACUUCAAUAUCUCUAUUGUCCCUUAUAAAAAUGGUUGCUAAACCUGUUGUCUUAAGUUUUGUUCAAUUAUCCGAGUUUUUCACUGUGCUCCUUGACUUUCACUAUUAAACCAUCCAGAUCAUUUGCAUUUUCAGCUAUUAGCAUAGGUUCAUUAGCAUAGUGCAUGAUUAAAACUACAAACUACAUAUUUAAUUUUAUAACAAUUUCAACUAUGGUAACAGAGUUGCUUAAGAACUCUGAAUUGGUCCAUAUGGUAGUACUCAUGAAUACAUAUUAUUAUGCGUUCCAAUUUGUUCCAUACAAAUCAAUGACCAGUUUUUCCAAAUUGGUAAUUCUACUUCAAAAAGCAGGUGUAGGGGUAAUAACACAAUAAUGAGAUUCCUAGUGGGAAAAUAGCUCAUUAGGAUAAGCCCCCAACAUUAUUUUUCCUUUAUUUCUUCCUUUAUAGUUACUUCCUUCUUUUCAGAGGAUCAUGAAUUCCCAAAUUCCCAAUCAUGCUGAGCUGUAGUUUGGACAAGCUUCAUUUGCCUGAGCCAUGUACAGUAUAACACUAAUGUGUACAGUUUUGUGCAGUUUACAAAACUCGGUGGCUGUGUUCACAAUAAUAUUACAGCAGAACCAAAACCAAUCCUGCUGUGAUUAAGCAUGAGAUGUGAACUCAGCCAUAAACAUAUUUCUGCUGUUGUUGGUAAUGGCUUGCACACAAUUUCUUCACACAGAACACAAUCCACUCUAAUUUUUAAGAUGAUAAGAGGAAAUUUUCAAAUAAAUGAAAGAAAUUAUGGCACAGCUUUAGUUUUUGUUGUAAUCACACUUCAAAGAUAAUCAUCUUUAGCCUGAAAAGGGUUGAAUUUCUUUGAGGGAAUAAAGCACAGAGAUUGCUAUAAAGAUGUUGCUUAGCUGGGUCAGUCAUGGAUACUGAUUUUCAUGAAUUUCUGAUUAAAAUAAGUCUCCUCUAAUAUUUUGUUCUCUCAAGAGUACUAUUGAUGGGAAAGAAUAUAUCGUAGUCCUUUGGUCCAUCUCAUGAAACAUAAGACAAUUUAGGCUUAUCAUAGAUAUGUACAUUAUAUUUGAUUGUUAGUAGUCCUCUAGAUCACUGCAAUGAUUUUAAAAUAGGGGGCUAAAUCUUCAUUAGUAAAAUAGCUCAAUUGCCAAGAACUGGGGGUGGGGAUGUGAAAUCCUUCUGUGGGCAAGGAAUUUAUGGACUAAAAUAAAUUGAUUCAGAUUAUUCCGUCUUUGAAAGACUGAGGUUGCAAUCGUAAAUGUACUUGACAGUAAGCUGAAUUUAGGGAUGACUGUAUCAAUAUAUCAAAUCACUUAGAAUAUAUAUACAUGAUUACUUCUUGUCUCCAAAUCUUUUUUUCCUAAGCAGCCUCUCAUUAUUGGUCUUCAUCUGAAAAAUUUCUAUAGCCUACAUAAGGGCAGAAUUUUCUCAACGUAAUUUUACCUUUUGCAAAAUAUAAUGGUUUUAUCUGUCAUUUCACUUGCCAGUACUGUACAUAUUUCCUAGUUAUCAGUGGCACUUUUUGAAAUAAAGUUUCUGAUCAGAACAAGAUUCCUGUGUCUGUUCUUUCCCUAUCAACUGUGUUAAUGAUAAAUUAAAAACUAGGGCUGCUUGAACAAAUACUGUAUAUGAACUAUAUAAUGUAUACAUCUACAGUGAAAAUCAAUUAUAAUUAAAAACACAUUAUUUGUUUAUAUUCUGCCUUUUGAAAAUGUAGUGAUAUAUAGUAAUUGUAUAAGUUAAAAUUGAGUCACUUUGUUGUCAACUUUAAAGCUGAACGUAACUGAAACUGAAAUUUUCUGAUUAAGGUAACUUAACUUUUGGGCUCUUGCUGCUGGAGAAUAAAAUUGAAUUUCCUCUUCUAGAAAAGAAAAUACAGAAUGUUCAAAGUUAUAAUAGGAAACUGAACUAAUUCCAUUCUAAUUUUUUGCAGGGGGGAAAAAGGAUUCACCUAUAUGGUUACCUUUUGACUAGAGAAUCAACCAGUCAACUUCCAAUAUUUUUGGAUUUUAGUAUAUAGUUUAUUAGUUUAUAAGUAUUAAGGCCAGGUUUUGAGCUAAAAUACAUUUUAACCAGCUGGGGAAGUAGUUCAAAGCUCCCAUUUUUGGUCCCCAAUAGCUUAAUCUUGCAGCGUCCCUAAUAAUUAUAUUGAAUGUAUAGUACUUUUGGUACAGUAGGGAAUGAAAAAAUUGCAGUUAUCCAUGAUGGUUCCUUAUGAUAUAACCAGGGUGGCCUUCAUCACUUAAAUGACAGAAAUUACAGCAGAAUUUGAUCCAAUUAUAUACCAGUCCAUUUUGCUGAAAACCAGAAAAUUGACACUUCACGAUAAAAACUUCAGUGGCCUAAACUCAUAAUCCCAAUGUAAACAUGGUUUGUGAAUACAGCCUCUUUUAUCUUAAUAGAUAGCUUGAACAUAUAGAUUUCAUCUACCAUAAACAAAGCCAUAAUUUUGCUUUUGGGACUGGAUCCAAAAGUUUGAAUCCAGCUACUGUGGUUGUGCGCAUUAUGUCUUAGUGUCCCAUGGCAUGUAAACCAAACAAGUUGUUCAACAAUAAAUGUAACUGGAUUAAGCCA
Pantherophis guttatus is the source of this 12795-nucleotide messenger RNA. RefSeq names its product podocalyxin like 2 (gene PODXL2). Lineage: Eukaryota; Metazoa; Chordata; Lepidosauria; Squamata; Colubridae. Gene Ontology annotation, biological process: leukocyte tethering or rolling. The record is from RefSeq and is a predicted model, not a curated record.